Molecule: messenger RNA, 2439 nt
Organism: Necator americanus (New World hookworm)
Lineage: Eukaryota; Metazoa; Nematoda; Chromadorea; Rhabditida; Ancylostomatidae
Exons: 18
Coding region: 1-2439 (812 amino acids)
Biological process (GO): negative regulation of translation; oogenesis
Cellular component (GO): perinuclear region of cytoplasm
Molecular function (GO): mRNA binding; zinc ion binding
Source: RefSeq, a predicted model, not a curated record
AUGUCCGGGACGCCUUUGAUUCGUCCGGGCGCUCAACCUCAACUCGAUUAUGGAGCAGUACUUCCUUCACAGCCAACAACCACUCGAACCACCCCGGAUUCUGGACUGGGCGCUGAUGAUCAAAUGAGACAUCAAGAACGUCGUGUCCCUCCUCCAGGAUUUGCACAUCCUCCUCCACAUCCGCACUUUAUCCCUCAAGAUAGCGCUGUUGGUGGUGUUCAUCAUCAGUCUGGGCCUGGAGCUUACGGGCCGUGCGAUGGUAACUUCGAUAAAGAAAAGGUGCCAUAUGAUGGUCCUUCACCCUUUCAUCGAAGCAGUCGAUAUGAAACUGAAUCAUCUGUAAUGGGUGGUGAUCCAAUGGCGUACAACCGCAGUCAGCCUAUGAUAAUCAAUCAAAAUCACCACCCUUCCGGCCCUCGCUACGACGAAUGCAGCGGUCCCAGAAUGGUGCAUCCACAAAAUUCUGCACCAAAUCCUGGUAACCCUCCUGCGGGAGUCAACUACUCACAGAUACCCGGAUAUUACAGCAUGGGAGGAGCUGGUGGAGUUGGUGCAGUAGCACUCCAACGAUCUACUAUCCCAUCUAUUCCACUGGGCUACGAAAGCGAUGUCACUCACUCGCAAACUCAGCAGUCGCCACACCAGAUGCAGCAAGCAAUGCCACAGUACUAUCCGCCCAAUCAGCCACCACCUAGUUCCAUGCCUUAUCAGCAGGUUCAACCUCCGAGUGGUCAUCCCAUUUACGGUGGACAGUCCAUGCAGCAGCAAGAUCCCCAGCAGCAACACCAGCCACCCCCUCCAAUGGGCCCUCCCCCACAAGCUGUCAUGGCAGUACAACAACGCAAUGGUGGCCAAUUCAUUGUGCCAAUGCCACAUCCAGGGAUGAUGACGCCGCAGUAUAUUGGUCAGCAAGUUGUACCCACUGGAGCCCAUUAUCCACCAGCUGGGGUUUACAUGCAACAUGCUGUUCGACCGGCCGUGUUUGUUCCUCGAGGCGACAUGGGGUAUGCUCCGGUAGAACCGACCCCACCUGUGAUGGUGCCAAUGCCGUUCGUUGUCCAUCAAGUUCCUCCAAAUCAAGCGCCUGACCCGGCACCAUAUCAACAGGCCAUGGAACAACAGCCUCCAUUGACCAUGGACCAGUAUGGAGAACAAGAGUUUGGGCCAAAUUCUGCUCCGACACAGCCUGUUCGUCCCAUGAGCAUGCCACCGGGAAUUCCCAAUGGUAUUCAACCUAUGAUGGGAGUCAUGCACCAGCCUCCCCAACAUUCUCUGCAUGACUCACGUAGUGCAACGGCGUCGAUCCCACCUCUUGCGACACAGCCAUCGGGUUAUGGUCCUUCUCCACAUGCCAGGAUGUACGGGUUUCAUCCGGGGACAUUAGCACCACCCUUCAUGAUGGCUCCCCACUUUGGCGUCCCACAACAUAUAAUGCAUUCGUCACCAAGUCGAGGCCGAAAUUCUCGCAUGAAUUCGAGUUUUCGAGGGACGUCAUCGUACCAUAAUAGGAACAAGCAGAACCACUCCCCACAGACGUAUUCAAGACAAAGCUCUGUUAUGGAUGCAAACAAGGAUGACGCGAAAGCAACGGAAAUGGCUUCCAUGGUUAGCACUGAGGUGCAGAAAUUAGCAAUAAAACCUACAGAAGAAAGUGGUGUAAGGCAAGAAGCUGAGCAAGAAGAACGUUUAGAAGAGGAGGAGGAAGUUGAGAAGAAAGAGAAGGAAGAGGAACACAUCUCUGAGGAGGUACAGCAGGAAUCAGAACCGCCUGCUAUUGUGAAACCUGAGAAAAAAUCUGACGACGGGAAAACUACGAAAGAGCUUCUUUCGUUAGCAGCUCCAAAAACUGACAUCGAAAAGCGUGCAACGGUUCCUAUUGUAGCUGUUGCUCCUACAGUAUCAGUUAAAGCUGAAGUUGUGCAGGCAAAGGAGAAAGAAUUGAACGAAGACGAGAUUUCUGAGAAAGCAAGCAUCGAGUUGCGCAAUAAGGAUUCAACUCAACAGGCUUCUGUACAGCCUUUGCCGUUAUCUGACUCAUCAACCUCUAUAAAACUCGACUGCACGUUCUGUCGCAGUCUUGGGAAGACAGAGGAGAUCUGCACUUCGCAUGUCAUUCGCGCUGCAGAUGGAAAAGUCACUUGUCCAGAAUUGCGCAAGCGCACAUGCAAUCUGUGCGGAGCGACUGGCGACAAUUCCCAUUCUGCUGUCUUCUGUCCGUUGAAAUCGCAACCAUCACUGGGAGAGCCUGUGAGCGAUGCUCCGAGGAUAGCGCACACUGCUCCGCAAAGAUCUCCAUCGAGCUACAACAAACCUAUGGUUUUUGAAAGGAGAGAUGGUGGCGGUUAUCGUGGCGGAUACAGGAAUCCAAGCCACCGGGGAGGGUACCAUCAGGCUCGAGGCGGUGGACGCUAUCAAGCAGGAACUCGUCGCUACAAGUGA